AAAGUCUGCAGUUUCCGAGAAGAUGCCUUCUGCAUCCUGUGAUACACUGCUGGAUGACAUAGAAGAUAUCGUGUCACAGGAAGAUUCAAAGCCACAAGAGAGGCAUUUUGCAAGAAAGCAUGUUGUUCCAAAGGUACGAAGGCGAAAUACCCAAAACUAUUUGCAAGAGGAGAACAGACCCCCGAGUGAUAGCACAAUUCCAGGCAUACAGAAAAUUUGGAUACGAACAUGGGGUUGUUCUCAUAAUAAUUCAGAUGGAGAAUAUAUGGCUGGACAGCUAGCUGCUUAUGGCUAUAAAAUUACAGAAAAUGCAUCAGAUGCAGAUUUGUGCCUCCUGAACAGUUGCACUGUAAAAAACCCAGCUGAAGACCACUUUAGAAACUCAAUUAAAAAAGCUCAAGAGGAGAACAAGAAAGUUGUGCUGGCUGGAUGCGUUCCUCAAGCCCAGCCUUGGCAGGACUACCUCAGAGGACUGAGUAUCAUCGGGGUUCAACAGAUAGAUUGUGUGGUAGAAGUUGUGGAGGAAACAAUUAAAGGUCACUCUGUGAGACUGCUGGGUCAGAAAAAGGAUAAUGGAAAGCGGUUGGGGGGAGCACCAUUGGAUUUGCCAAAGAUUAGGAAGAAUCCACUGAUAGAAAUCAUUUCCAUCAAUACUGGGAAGCAAAGACUUCUUGGACAGAGAAGAAGAUGGGUUUGGCUCUGUGUGUUUGAGAAGAGCUGA
Messenger RNA from Lemur catta (Ring-tailed lemur), 721 nucleotides. RefSeq names its product threonylcarbamoyladenosine tRNA methylthiotransferase-like. The transcript has a single exon. NCBI's taxonomy places the organism in Eukaryota, Metazoa, Chordata, Mammalia, Primates, Lemuridae. Gene Ontology annotation, biological process: tRNA methylthiolation. The coding region runs from base 23 to 721 and encodes 232 amino acids. Gene Ontology annotation, molecular function: tRNA (N(6)-L-threonylcarbamoyladenosine(37)-C(2))-methylthiotransferase activity; 4 iron, 4 sulfur cluster binding. The record is from RefSeq and is a predicted model, not a curated record. Gene Ontology annotation, cellular component: endoplasmic reticulum.